Scaptodrosophila lebanonensis is the source of this 1382-nucleotide messenger RNA. It is a transcript of the gene eEF1gamma, whose product is annotated as elongation factor 1-gamma. The record is from RefSeq and is a predicted model, not a curated record. NCBI's taxonomy places the organism in Eukaryota, Metazoa, Arthropoda, Insecta, Diptera, Drosophilidae. Gene Ontology annotation, cellular component: cytoplasm; nucleus. Gene Ontology annotation, molecular function: translation elongation factor activity. The transcript has 3 exons. The coding region runs from base 16 to 1299 and encodes 427 amino acids. Gene Ontology annotation, biological process: translational elongation.
CUCCGGCAAAUCACGAUGGCGACUGGAACUCUUUACACUUAUCCCGAAAACUUCCGCGCGUACAAGGCACUCAUUGCUGCCCAGUACUCAGGCGCAAAGGUAAAAGUGGCCGAUAAUUUUAAGUUUGGCGAGACCAACAAAUCGGCGGAAUUCCUAAAGAAGUUCCCCAGCGGAAAGGUGCCAGCAUUCGAGACCGCCGAUGGCAAAUACCUGAGCGAGUCUAAUGCCAUCGCAUACUAUGUGGCUAACGAGCAGCUGCGUGGUGGUAAAUGCCCCUUUGUCCAAGCUCAGGUGCAACAAUGGGUCUCCUUUGCUGACAAUGAAAUCGUGCCUGCCUCCUGCGCAUGGGUGUUCCCAUUAUUGGGUAUUCUGCCUCAGCAGAAGAACAGCACUGCCAAACAGGACGCGCUCGUCGUGCUGGAGCUGCUGAACAAGAAAUUGCUCGAUGUCACCUACUUGGCCGGCGAACGCAUCAGCCUGGCCGACAUUGUCGUCUUCAGCAGCCUGUUGCAUUUGUAUGAGUACGUUCUGGAGCCAAGCGUGCGCAGUGCAUUUGGAAAUUUGAACCGUUGGUUCGUUACCAUUCUGAACCAGCCGCAGGUUCAGGCUGUUGUCAAGGACUUCAAGAUCUGCGAAAAGGCGUUGGUCUUCGAUCCGAAGAAGUAUGCCGAAUUCCAGGCCAAGACCGGCGGCAAGCAGCAACAGCAGCCAAAACAAAAGGAGGAAAAGAAGCCCAAGGAGAAGAAGGAAGCGAAGAAGGAUGAACCCGCUGAGGAACUCGAUGCCGCUGAUGAGGCAUUGGCUCUGGAGCCCAAAUCCAAGGAUCCCUUCGAUGCCAUGCCAAAGGGCACCUUCAACUUCGAUGACUUCAAGCGUGUGUACUCUAAUGAGGCCGAGGAGAAGUCCAUUCCCUACUUCUUUGAAAAGUUCGAUCCCGAGAACUAUUCCAUCUGGUUUGGCGAGUACAAAUACAACGAUGAACUGCAAAAAGUAUUCAUGUCCUGCAACCUCAUCACCGGCAUGUUCCAGCGUCUGGACAAGAUGCGCAAACAGGCAUUUGCUUCUGUGUGCCUCUUCGGCGAGGACAAUAACAGCACCAUCUCUGGCGUGUGGGUGUGGCGUGGACAGGAUCUUGCCUUCACCUUGUCGCCCGACUGGCAGGUAGACUACGAAGUUUACGACUGGAAGAAGCUUGAUCCCAAGAGCGAGGAAACCAAAAAGCUCGUCACUCAAUACUUCUCUUGGGCCGGUGCCGAUAAAAAUGGCCGCAAAUUCAACCAGGGCAAGAUUUUCAAAUAAGCUAAACAUCAUUGCCGCCAACGCUCGCAAAAAUUAGAAAACAAAAACAAUAAAAAUUUUGAGAUUCAUAAUGCACGACGAAU